This is a messenger RNA of Thlaspi arvense, 1408 nucleotides long. The record is from the annotation of a GenBank genome assembly. NCBI's taxonomy places the organism in Eukaryota, Viridiplantae, Streptophyta, Magnoliopsida, Brassicales, Brassicaceae.
AAAUGAGCCCCAUAAAUAAAAACCAACUGAAAUAAAAAAAAAAUCCGACCUGAACAAUUUGAUGAUAGACUACCAUUAAAAACCCAUUGACUUGGCACACUCAGAGAAGUUGGACCAAAAUCGACCUUGCAGACUAGGUUUACGCAAGCUCCAUUUUCGACAAUUCAGUGCAAAUUCCAGUUUCUGAGAGCAAACCUUUGUUGAAUUGAUUAGCUUGAAUUUGCGAAUGGACGGAGACGAGCUUACCGAGCAGGAGACUGCCUUGUACGACCGCCAGAUUAGGGUUUGGGGCGCCAAUGCUCAAAGAAGAUUGACCAAAUCUCAUAUCUUGGUAUCUGGAAUAAAGGGAACUGUUGCUGAGUUUUGCAAGAACAUUGUUCUGGCAGGAGUUGGUAGCGUUACUCUAAUGGAUGAUAGUUUAGUGAGCGAGGAGGCCUUGAACGCUAACUUCGUGAUUCCGCCUGAUGAAAACGCUUACAGAGGCAAAACUGUGGCUGAGAUGUGUUGUGACUCACUCAAGGACUUUAACCCUAUGGUCCUUGUUUCUGUAGAGAAAGGUGAUUUGUCAACACUUGGCACUGAUUAUUUCGAGAAGUUUGAUGUGGUCGUUAUAGGCUACGGUUCUCUUGCUACCAAAAAAUCUGUGAAUGAAAAAUGUCGGAAGUUAUCGAAACGUGUGGCAUUCUAUACAGUCGAUUGUAGAGACUCAUGUGGUGAAAUCUUUGUCGACCUUCAAAAUUACAAGUACACAAAGAAAAAGCUGGAAGAGACUGUUGAAUGCGAACUCAAUUAUCCGAGCUUUCAGGAAGCUAUAUCAGUACCUUGGAAACCGAUUCCUCGGAGAACAGCAAAGCUCUACUUUGCAAUGAGAGUAAUCGAAGUGUUUGAGGAGAGUGAAAGGCGUAAACAUGGAGAAUGCUCACUGCUCGAUCUUGCCACAGUCUUGGAGAUCAAAAGGAAACUCUGUGAGGCAAACUCUGUGAGCGAGAGUCAUAUACCAGAUAGCCUCUUGGAGAGACUUAUCACUGGUAAUACCGAAUUCCCACCAGCUUGUGCCAUUGUAGGAGGAAUCUUAGCACAGGAAGUGAUCAAAGCGGUAUCAGGCAAAGGGGAUCCAUUAAAGAACUUCUUCUACUUUGAUGCUCAAGAUGGGAAAGGUGUGAUGGAAGAUAUUUCCAACUCUUUUGCCUCUUAGGUCUUAAGUAACCAGUGAGUCCUAAUUUUCAUCUAACUCUGUUGAUCUAUGAGGUUCUUUUUAUGUCUCUAUCAUUUGCUUUGCAUUUAUGUUAUGAAGAUAACAACAAUGUGCAAAGUUUCCGGAAGUGAUUUUUAUUAUUUUUUUAAGAAAGAUUGUGAAAGAAGUGAUCAGUUAUGAUUUUCCUUAUAAUUGAUUUUUCAGUUAUCGAUA